Messenger RNA from Nematocida minor, 1359 nucleotides. RefSeq names its product kinesin family member C2/C3. Gene Ontology annotation, biological process: microtubule-based movement. Gene Ontology annotation, molecular function: microtubule motor activity; ATP binding; microtubule binding. Lineage: Eukaryota; Fungi; Microsporidia. The record is from RefSeq and is a predicted model, not a curated record. The transcript has a single exon. Bases 1 to 1359 code for a protein of 452 amino acids.
AUGUCUUUCAACACCGACAGGCUCUCAAACAUUCUGACAAACAUGGAGAUGAACACCUCCAACCUCAAAUACGCGAUGAAGAACAACAUCUCGGAAAUCCUGAAGAAAGACACGAGCAGCCAGGACAUGGAGAUAAAGCUGCUCAGAGAGGAAGUAAGAAGGCUCAAAGAGAGCAGGGAGACAGAGGAGAACAGAGAAGCAAAAAUAAAAACAGAGGAAAACGAAAAUGAAGCUGAAAGCGCAAAAACCAUCGCCAUGCUGACUCUGCAGAUUGAAAAAAUGAGCGAGCAGAUGGAAACACAAAACCAGACAUUUAUCCGCUUCAAAGAGCAGACAGAGAGUAAGAUAAAGGCACAGCUGUGCGAGAUACUGCAGCUGAAAGGAGCUAUACGCGUGGUAACGAGAAUAAAGCCGUUUGUAUCGAAUGAAAAAGUGCUACUGACUGACGACACGAUAGAAAUACCGUCUAAGUCCUUUGUAAGCAGAUGCAGCAAAGUCCUCUCUCCUAAGACCACGCAGCAAGAUCUCUUCAGUGAAAUAGAAGAUCUCGUCUAUGCCGUUACCAAGGGAUACAAUGUAAGCAUACUGGCAUACGGGCCCACAGGCAGUGGAAAGACCUACUCCAUGGAGGGGCCAUCGCACAUCCACAAGAAAAAUGAUGCAAGCUGUGUCCACGAGAUAGGAAGUGCGUGCCAAUGUGCUGCAUGUGCUGAAGAAGGCGUUGUGUAUAGGAGCGCACAGCUGCUUAAGUCUGAGCUGCGGAGAAUGGAAGUGCUGGGGUACACGCACGCAGUGAGGAUAUCAGCCGUGGAGAUAUACAAUGACAAAAUAAUCAACUCAAUUGAAGAUGCUCCUUCACUUGAAAAAAUAACGGACAUUUUCAAAAUGGUCUCUAGAAACAGAAAAAUAGGAAGCACAGAGUGCAAUCUGCGGAGCAGCAGAAGCCAUCUGAUAUUCACAAUACACUUGGUGAUUCAGAGAAGCACUGAUACUGGGUCAAUGGAGUACAUCGAGGGAAGCCUGUGCAUUGCUGAUCUCGCUGGCUCUGAGAGGCUGAACCACUCCAAGGCAGAGGGAGAGAGAAUGAAAGAAGCCGUUGAGAUAAAUAGAAGUCUUACUGCACUGGGAGAUGUCGUAUACGCCAUAGCCAACAACACAGCGCACAUUCCCUACAGAAACUCAAAGCUAACGAGCAUACUGAAAAAUACGCUUGGGCCUGGGGCAAAGACAGCCUUCAUCAUCAACGUAGACCCGGGCGCAUCGAUUGAAGAGACAGUGACAGCCCUGCGAUUCUCAAACAGGCUGCAAGAGUGUAAAUUAGGCCGCUCCAAAACAGUCUCGCUCGAAGUACUGAAGUAG